Messenger RNA from Pseudopodoces humilis (Tibetan ground-tit), 1699 nucleotides. The record is from RefSeq and is a predicted model, not a curated record. Lineage: Eukaryota; Metazoa; Chordata; Aves; Passeriformes; Paridae.
CUCAGAGCCGCACUGCAGAGUGGGCUGGACACGGCGGCAGCAGUGCUGUAGCGCUGAGCACGGCUGAUACAACAUGGGGUGUCCCAGGGGCUGGCCGGGGACUGCCCUUUCCCUCCUGCUGCUGCUGCUACUCAGCCUCCUGGCGCUCUGCUUGGCAGCACUGGAGGAAGCGGACCCCACCACUGCCGGGCAGCCGCGAGCAGUGUGCACCCUGCAGGAGGGCGGGAGUCGUACCUUCACCUGCUGGGUUCCCCGGCCAGUCCCCGGUGCCACACUGGCCUGGUACCUCAGCGGUCAGAAACAGGAAGUCAACCUCUCGACUGCGGACACUGCCAGCAUCCACACCCUCACCGGCCAGCGAUCUGACCACCAGCUCAACUGCUCCCUGACCAACCCGACCUCCAGUGAGACCUACAACACCUCCAUCCUUCUCAAUGUGCAGUAUAAGCCAGAAAUCCUGCAGGAAGGCACCCACUACCAGCAGGUCAGGGGUGCUGGCCUUCUCCUGCUGCUCUUUGUGCUGGUGCAAACCAACCCACCUGCCAGCAUCACCUGGGUGAACCAGGAUGGGCAUGUGAUGGCCAACACCUCCAAGUUUCUCCUCCUGGGUGCCACAAGCUACCCAGGGCUGGCCAACCACUCUCUCCACAUCCAUCUCAGCUGCACCGCUGGAAACCUCUCCAUCAGUGCAGCCGAGAGUGUGGGCAUCACCACUGCCUCUCUCCUGCCCACAGGUCUGCUGGAUGCCCGUGUGGAGCUGCCUGUCCUGGGUGUUGCCAUUGGAGCAGCCCUGGCCCUAGCCGCCCUGCUCAGCCUGGGCUCCUGUGCUGCCUGCCUGGCAUGCCGCUUGCCCAAGCAUGUGCGAGGUCUGGGGCAAGCAGGAGGGAACAGUCCACCCAGCCAACGCUCCCAUUGCAGCAGCUCUGAGGCCCCGCAGGCCCAGGGUAUACAUCUGCCCCGCCAAACCCGGUCCCUGCCACCCAACCUGCGCCUCAGUGACCUUGCACAGGAUGAAGGUAAAACCCUGAUGUGCCAGUGCAGCAAGACACGUGAGGCCACCAGGUCAUGCCUGAGUGAGGGACAGAUGUCCUGGCUCUCAUCCCUUUGCUUCCCUGCAGCUUCCCCCAAGGAUGGAGGAGCUGGUGCUAGGGGGGAAGAGAGUGCCCUGCUGGGACUGGAAAACUCCCUGGUCCUCAGCAAGCUUGGUUUUGUCCAGCUCCCGAUGUCUGGGCGCAUCUACAAAGUGCCCAGCAUGAGCAGUGAUGAGAUCUGGCUGUGAGCUGCAGUGUGGUGCCAGUGAGCCAGGGCUGCCCGGCACCAGGUACGUACCAGCCCCUGGAGCCGAGCAGCUGAGGGUGCCAGCAAGGCCAUGAUGGGAAGCAGGAGCUAACCAGCCCCAGCUCCGUGCUGUGGUAUGCGAUGGAGGGUUUGGGAGCUGCGCUGUCAGCCAAGGCAUGGUUUUAUGUAGUCCAUGAACUUUACCAAUAUUCUGUUACAAUCCAAAUGCAUCAAAGCUGUUAAUAGCCAGGCUCUAGCACUACCAUUCCUCCUGGGGUAAAGCCAAGCACCAGCUUUGCUUUAACAGGUGUGUGACAUGCUGCAUGAUCCUCUUUGCUCCUGUCCCUGCUGCUGUGGCAGACGGGUGGGAGGUCAGCAGGGCAGGGGCUUGGGAGAGCCGUCCCAACAGCAAUAAACUGAA